This is a messenger RNA of Emys orbicularis (European pond turtle), 1548 nucleotides long. It is a transcript of the gene ECM1, whose product is annotated as extracellular matrix protein 1. The record is from RefSeq and is a predicted model, not a curated record. Gene Ontology annotation, biological process: signal transduction; regulation of bone mineralization. The coding region runs from base 125 to 1546 and encodes 473 amino acids. The transcript has 7 exons. Lineage: Eukaryota; Metazoa; Chordata; Testudines; Emydidae. Gene Ontology annotation, cellular component: extracellular region.
GUAUAUUAAAGGCUCCGAAGGGGAGGAAACGAACAGCAGCUCCACGGAGAAACCUCAGGCACAGAAAUCACCGGCACUGAGAAGGUCGUGUCCUGAUCCACCUCGAUCUCGCAGGCUCUUCGCGAUGAGGGCUCCCAUGUUACUGCUCGUCCCUUUGCUGUGCCUGGCCAGAGCGGCUCCGCAAGAUAGCCAAGAGGAGCUGCCCGAUGCAACAGCCGAGGACCUGGACCAGAGCGAAGUGAUCCUAGAGCUGCCCUUGGAGCAAAGGCUCAUCGCCCCCAUCCUGGUCCAUGGGGCCCCUCGGGACGGGGUGACCGUGCUGCACACCAGAACCGGAGGCCCCGGCGUCCCCACCUGCGGCGACGGCCCCUCCUGCCGGGCCCAGCCCUGGGGUCACAAGCUGAACGACUUCCCGCCGGCCCGCCCCAGCGCCAGCAACAUCAACAACAUCUGCCUGGAGGGGAGGAAGAAGGUGCCGUACGGGCCCACGAGCCUGCCCCGGACGGGGUUCUCCCACCUCAACCGCCAAGGCGCUGCCAUCAACCUCCUGGAGGCCGGCCUGGAGCGGUGCUGCGCGCAGGCUGAGCGCCUGGGCUGCGCGGAGAGCGCGUGGAAGGAAGCCCUGGAGCAGUUCUGUGACGAGGAGUUCUCGGUGAAGACCAAGCACUACCACUGCUGCAAGCGGGAGGGCACCGACCGGGAGCUGUGCUUCGCCAGCGAGGCCCCGAACCCCAGCUACGUCCCUAACGCUGCCAACCCCACGCCCCCCAGCCCCUGCCCGUCGACCGACCCCGCCAAGUGCACGCCCGGCCAGCCGAGCGCCAGGCUGUGGCCCAUGCUGCCCGAGAUCUCCUUCCCGCCCGGCGAGCCCACCGCCAGCAACAUCAAGAACAUCUGCAGGCUGCGCAAGUUCCGGCCCGUCUACCUGCCCAGCGCCAUCCCCACCACGGGCUACGGCUGGUUCCAGCGCCAGGCCCGCGCCCUCACCCGCCUGGAGAACGACUUCAAGAAGUGCUGCAAGAACGAGAACGUCAACUGUGCUCACGCUGCGUGGGAGAAGGCCCUGGCUCAGUUCUGCAAGCAGGAGCUGUCUGUGAAGACCAAACCUCACCAGUGCUGCAAGGAGGCGGAAGGCAAGGCCAGGUUCAGCUGUUUCUCCAGCCAGGCCCCAAACCCGGCCUACGACAAGGAGAUCCAGGCUGUCACCCUGGGAGUGGUGACCCCGGCGCUCCUGGACAUGCUGUGCGGGGAAAUCAAGCUCUUCACCAAACAGAAACCAAUCCCAGACUUGAUCCAGAGCAUGACGGAGCCUUGCUGCAGCCUUCAGGGUGAGGAGAGGACUCAGUGUGCAGAGAAAGAGAAAGCCCGUUCCAUCGCCGCCCUGUGCACCACCCAGAAGGACUCCUGGAAGGACAAGGAUCAGUGCUGCUCCCAGGAGGAGGAGGAGGACAGAACCUACUGCUUCAAUGCCAACUACCUGGACAGCAUCUUCUUGGCCAGCACGGGCCCGGGGCAGGUCCCCAGCGAGCCGAGUCUGGCACCGUAAAA